AUGCCGGGAGUUAAGCUUCUUCAGCUCUGCAAGAAGGUUCACGAAGAGGCGAGCUCAAUAUUGUAUGCAGAGAACACGUUUACGUUCGGAAUUGAAGUAAAUUGGAGUAAACUUAACCGCAUGAGGCUUCACUGCUUUCCACCAAGUCUCUCAAUUUGGCCCACAACCCGCUAUCACCAGUGGGUUCGGAAGCUCCACAUAGGUAUUUCCUUCACACCAGGGCUGCCAAUUGAUUUUGAGCCUCCAAGCUUUCUUAGCAGUGACAUCAAGAACAUGAGGAAAGCAUAUGAUGCGUGCUGGGACGAUCUCGACAUCACGUAUGAACUUUGCGAGGGUACAACCCAUCGCCUUACAUUUACAAUGGCAUGGCUCAAGUUCCGCUGCCUUGAGCCCAUAUCACAUCCAAACUGUAAACUGAUCACCAAAGACAACAUUUCACCUCUAGUGAGAUGGUGUCUCGAGCGCACACUUCAGCAACGGAACCCUGCAGAGAAUCUACACAAAGAACAAUUGUCUGCUUUACAGGAAGCACACGAAAUCGCCUGCGACAGUUACUACUCCGGCAUGCGGCGCUGCAUUACAGACUUGGCAUGGAGACUUGUCUGGGGUUCUCCUUUUGAAACGACGCCACCCCACAUUGCACCCGGUAUCACCUUCGGGGCCGCGCCGGUCUUUGUCGCACCAGGUGUGCGGAGACGCAUUUAUGAUCAUAAGGUCAUGUAUCAACAGAUCAACAACUCGAUAACGGAUCAUACGGCGACGGAACUUCUUCUCAGAGACAAUGAGAUGCGUAUUCUGGCAGCGUUAGAGAUGCCAGAUGAAAAAGAGCUGCUUAUCAAAGAUUGCGCAGAGUUGCGUAUGUACUUUACACUGCAAGAGACUGCGAUGAAAAUAAUAGCAUUGUCCCGGUCUUUGAGCGACUAG
Messenger RNA from Verruconis gallopava, 924 nucleotides. RefSeq lists its product as uncharacterized. The transcript has a single exon. Lineage: Eukaryota; Fungi; Ascomycota; Dothideomycetes; Venturiales; Sympoventuriaceae. The coding region runs from base 1 to 924 and encodes 307 amino acids. The record is from RefSeq and is a predicted model, not a curated record.